AGCUCUCACUAGCUGAGGCUGUGCUCAGCUGUCGGAAUCUACAGGAGCGAGUGCGCCGCGCCGGCGAUGGUGGAUCCGGAGACGAAGGGGAGGAAGGGGGUGGCGCCGCCGAUGACGUGGCGGACGCGGCUGUCUAUCCUCGCCGCCGGCUGCGUCACCGACGCCACCUGCCGCGCCGACGGCACCAUCAACCGCCGCCUGCUCGAUUUCCUCGACCCGCACGUCCCGCCCUCCGCCGCGCCGCGGAAGGGGGUGGCCACGCGGGACCUGGACCUCGGCGCCGGCGCGGCGGUCCCGCUCCGGGCGCGGCUCUUCUACCCCUGCCCCGGCUCCGACAAGCCCGUUCCGGUCGUCGUGUUCUUCCACGGCGGUGGGUUCGCGUACCUGUCCGCGGCGUCCCGCGCCUACGACGUCGCGUGCCGCCGCAUCGCCAGGUACGCCGGCGCGGCCGUGCUGUCCGUUGACUACCGCCGCUCCCCGGAGCACCGAUUCCCGGCCGCCUACGACGACGGCGUCGCGGCCCUCCGCUUCCUCGACGACCCCAAGAACCACCCCCUCGCCGCCGACGACGACGCCAUCCCGCCGCUCGACGUCGGCCGCUGCUUCGUCGCCGGGGAUAGCGCGGGGGCCAACAUCGCCCACCACGUCGCCCGCCGGUACGCCCUCGCCUCCGCGACCUUCGCCACCCUCCGCCUCGCCGGCCUCAUCGCCAUCCAGCCCUUCUUCGGCGGCGAGGAGCGGACCCCCGCCGAGCUCCGCCUCGUCGGCGCGCCCAUCGUCUCCGUGCCCCGCACCGACUGGCUCUGGCGCGCCUUCCUCCCCGCCGGCGCCGACCGCACCCACGAGGCCGCCCACGUCGCCUCCCCGGCCGGGCACGCCGGCAUUGACUCCCCGUCCUUCCCUCCAACCACGGUGGUGAUCGGCGGCUACGACCCGCUCCAGGACUGGCAGCGCCGCUACUGCGAGACGCUGCGCGGGAAGGGCAAGGCGGUGCGCGUCCUCGACUACCCCGACGCCAUCCACGCCUUCUACAUCUUCCCGGAGUUCGCCGAGUCGCGCGAACUCAUGCUGCGCAUCAAGGAGAUCGUCGCCGGCGCCGGCGAGCAGUGAGUGGGGUGGGGUUGCGUGGUGGGGGUGGGCGAGGGAUGACGUGGAAUGAUUAGGAUGCUUAGAUGCCACGUGUGGUAGCGAUUAGUAGUAAGCGAGUAAGAAAAUGACGUGUGGAGUUGUGUCCUCUUGUCGCAUAGUGGUAUGUUGUACUGCUGCUACUGUGGCAACGUGGAGCUGUGAGGAUACCAAUAAUUUCUUAGGAGAGGACAAGAAUAAGUAUGGUUCAUAAUUAAUUUGUGGUAGAUGAGGAUGGGCACUUUCAUUCAGAUCCAUGAAAGGGGCUUUUCUAAUACUCCCAUAGUAUAAGAUAAUUUAGCUUUGCUAAGAUAUUUGUAGUGUUAAUGA
Messenger RNA from Oryza brachyantha (malo sina), 1455 nucleotides. RefSeq names its product probable carboxylesterase 18. Lineage: Eukaryota; Viridiplantae; Streptophyta; Magnoliopsida; Poales; Poaceae. The record is from RefSeq and is a predicted model, not a curated record. The transcript has a single exon. The coding region runs from base 67 to 1110 and encodes 347 amino acids. Gene Ontology annotation, molecular function: hydrolase activity.